This is a messenger RNA of Colletotrichum higginsianum IMI 349063, 822 nucleotides long. RefSeq lists its product as uncharacterized. The record is from RefSeq and is a predicted model, not a curated record. The coding region runs from base 1 to 822 and encodes 273 amino acids. NCBI's taxonomy places the organism in Eukaryota, Fungi, Ascomycota, Sordariomycetes, Glomerellales, Glomerellaceae. The transcript has 2 exons.
AUGGCUGUACGAGCAACGACCAUGACUGACUGCGAUGCUAAAAGACACCAUGGAAUAGACUAUGCGAUCGCAGAUUAUACGCCAGUCUCUUGGGCUUCGGGAGAAACAUACGUCGAAUUCUUCAAGCGUUCUAUUCCGGGGUUCCGAUCGAAUGAGCAUGUGCCACCAAGAAAUGACAUUGUCAUCACCGGGGAUACGAAGGAUUCUUUGACAGCAUGGAACUUGAAAAAGGAACUGAGGAUCAAGUUCCAAAAAACAGACGAUCUUGCAAGGCACCUCCUUUUUGAUACUGAUAGGAACGUUAUUUUCUUGUUCCACCACGCCCAAUUCUUGAAGGCUCAGAUCGAGAAGCAGUUGGAUACCGAUGAUCCACUCAGCCGAACCAUCGAGGACAGCCUCAAAAGCGGCUCACUUCCCCCACGUUUGCUCUUCGAACCUCUGUAUUCGCUGCAAGACAUACUCUUUCCACCGCACGACAACAAAUCGGCGAGGAUACUCGAGAAGCUGGUAUUCAGACGGCGCAACAACUUCGAUCGUGGCUGCAUCGAGUACGACGGCUGCCUGUCAAAUGAUCAGCUCCCGGACAACUUCGGAUACGUACACUGGGGCCAGCGCCUCUUGCGCCUCCAUCAACACCUGCGAAGCCGACCGCCACGGAACAAAUUAGAGCGGUGGUUGCACAGAAAGAGCAACGAGGGAAAUGCUCUCUUCGUAGCACUAGCAGCGUUGUGCAUUUCGAUUUGCGUGGGUAUUAUCAGUAUUGGACUGGCUGGAGUGCAAAUCUGGAUUGGUUGGAUGGCGUGGAAGCACCCAGUUAGGUGA